UUGUGGAUUAAAACUAUGCUCAAGGCUACUUGGAUAACACGUUGCCCACUGCUCUUACUUGAUACUCGGAUGCCAUAUGGAGCCCUAAACAUUGGUUGCAAGGAGCAUUUAGACCCUGCUGGCACAGGUUCAUUUUAUAAUGAAGGAGAAGCAGAUAUAGUCACACAGCAUGUUCUUAAUCUUGUCCAUUGUGGAGUGUCUCCAACUGCAAUAGUUGUUCAGUCUCCCUACAUUGCUCAAGUGCAACUGUUAAGAGAUAAGCUAGAAGAAUAUCCAGGGCUUUCUGCUGUUGGGGUUUCAACCAUAGAUAGCUUUCAGGGGAGGGAGGUGGAUGCAGUGGUCAUAUCGAUGGUUCGCUCAAAUCCACUGGGAGCUGUGGGGUUCUUGGGUGACAGCAGACGCAUCAAUGUGGCUAUCACAAGGGCACGCAAGCAUGUCACUGUGGUUUGUGAUACCUCUACCAUUUGUCACAGCACCUUCCUGGCCAGGCUCCACCGCCAUAUCAGGCGGUAUGGGCAAGUGAAACACGUUGCCCCUGGUUCCUUGGAUGGGGUUUCUGGCCUUGGCUUCAAUCAACCUACUCUCCCCUCUAUCAGCUAACACUAAUGACAAAUUACUGCCUUUAUGACAAGCAUUUCGUCUGAGCGUGUACAUAUGCAAUGAGCUGAAGGCUUUGUACGUACACAAGGAGUUCAAAGCUGAGAAAUCAAAUGGCCCGUUCUAUAUCUAUCCGUGAAGAGGUUGCAAACAGUGAUUCACGGAUAGAGAUCCAAGAGCUUCGCAAGGUGUGGCUGCCAUGAUGCAUGAACAAUAUGUUGUUGAACUUAACCAAGGCGAGUUCUUGCAUUUUUGAAUUGAUGAACAGGAGGAUUGAUUCAGCAAGAGGAAGACGUCAGCUUCCACCUUCCUGGGCAUCUCUAACCUGUUGCUUGCCUGGCACGAUGCCCCUGUUCCUGUAAAUGCUGUAUAGUUGACACGGAUAUGGUAUACGCAAUACAGAUUACAGACAUGUAUAGUAAAUUGUAUAAAUUGACAAUUGACAAUUGAGUUGGAACACAAAAAUUGUGUUUUUU
Phragmites australis (common reed) is the source of this 1073-nucleotide messenger RNA. RefSeq lists its product as uncharacterized. The coding region runs from base 16 to 600 and encodes 194 amino acids. The record is from RefSeq and is a predicted model, not a curated record. Lineage: Eukaryota; Viridiplantae; Streptophyta; Magnoliopsida; Poales; Poaceae. The transcript is spliced from 4 exons. Gene Ontology annotation, molecular function: 5'-3' DNA helicase activity.